AUGAUAAGAAAAAAAUGGGCCUCCAACGAAAGGGUCGUCAGACCCAUCGUCAGCAAAGGAUACACCAGUCCAUUCAGCAUUAAAAAUGUAAAACAGUUGAAGGAAGAAUUAAAAAAUAAAAUAUACACAAACAUAUAUACUUUUAAUACAUUAUGUGAUGGGAUAUACACCAGUAGAGGGAUCUAUACAAUUACGGGGAGGAGAAACAGCGGGAAAAGUAGCCUGUGUGCACACAUUUGUGUGAACCUCUUUUUUAACGACGUGUUGCAUUACUUCCACCUGUUUUACUCUGCCUUUUUCGACUUUGUACAAUUUUUGGAAAAAAAAAAUGUCGAAAAUAAAUUUUGCCUGCAAACGGCAAAUCAUCUGCGCCAAGUUGGGACAGAGUUCGCCCUGGGGAAUAAAAACUUCGGCGACUUUAAGCAGCUGGUGAGGUACUUUUCCGCGCAGUUCGUCCAGUCACAAGGGGGGAAAAGCAACUGUGACAGUGUCAAUGGUGCCUGCUAUAGUGGCAGACAAGAUGACCAAAAGGGUGAAAAAGGCGAACGUGGUAAACGUGGCAAACAUUGCGAACGUGACAAACAUGGCGAGCUUGGCGAAUGCUACCAGCGCUUCUCCAAACGAAGGACCAUCUACCUCGACCUGGAUAACAGCUUCUACAUCGAGAGGUACAGAAACAUGAUCCAGGCCUCGCUCGAAAAAAUAAAAAAACUAAUGAACACGUAUAAGGAAUUUUGCUCUGAAAAAAAAUGCUCCCUCUUCCUGCUACUACUAGAGGGCGACAGAGAAAUAAAGGACUUCCUCUCACCGCUACGAAUGAAAUACAACACAACAUAUGACCCCCUCAUGCACACAUUUAAUCACCACUUGGACAGGUACAUUAACUGUAUCACCUUCUCAGAUGUGUACAAAAAUUUCCAACUUUUAAAAAUAUUUAAUUUUGGCGAACUGGUCAACGUGGUUAAUUUUAUUAGCAGCGAGUUGCAAAAAUGUGAACAGUCAUGGAGCAAGCAUUUCAGUAGAUACGUACCUUCCGACCUAGGUUUACUUGUGGUGGACAAUAUGAAUUACCUACACAGGGGGGGAUCCCAUGGGAAGAACAAAUGGGACAACGAACUAAACCAAUUGCUAAAAACCUUGUCUAAAUUAUCGACAGAAAAUAAAGUCUGUGUCCUCCUUACCAACAAUGAUAACAAAUAUUUUAAAAAAAAAGAAGAGAGGUUUUUCCAUCUCUACUCCAAAUAUGUCUACAGUCAUGUUCUCGUUAAAUUUGUCAACGAAAAAAAACUUUCCGAGUUUAACUUUCCUGCCAAGGGGGAAAGAAAAACUAGACGUGGCCACGAGAAAGGGAACCGAAACCGGAACGUACACGUGAAUGGCAGCAUGAUGAAGGACGCAAACUCCUCGCCCAGCGAACAGAGCUUCAACGAACUGUCGGGUAAUGCCCACUUGGAAGGCGAUGGAAAAGCUACCGAUGAUGAAGAUCCUGCCGAUGAUGGUGAUGAUGACGAUCUUGGCGAUUAUUCCAACCAAAGCGAUGAUGAGGAAGAUGCCAAGGAUGCCUUCUUCAAAAAAAGAUACAACCUCAGGUACAUAAAAAUAAAAAGGAAGAAACGAAAACCGGAGUUAUGCUUCUUCGAGAUAAACCAGUUCGGGAUCGAGACCAUACUGGUCUGA
Molecule: messenger RNA, 1677 nt
Organism: Plasmodium coatneyi
Lineage: Eukaryota; Apicomplexa; Aconoidasida; Haemosporida; Plasmodiidae
Exons: 1
Coding region: 1-1677 (558 amino acids)
Biological process (GO): reciprocal meiotic recombination; meiotic DNA recombinase assembly
Cellular component (GO): Rad51B-Rad51C-Rad51D-XRCC2 complex; replication fork; Rad51C-XRCC3 complex
Molecular function (GO): crossover junction DNA endonuclease activity; four-way junction DNA binding
Source: RefSeq, a predicted model, not a curated record